AGUAGUAGUAGUAGUAGUAGUAGUAGUAGUAGUAGUAGUAGUAGUAGUAGUAGUAGUAGUAGUAGUAGUAGUAGUAGUAGUAGUAGUAGUAGUAGUAGUAGUAGUAGUAGUAGUAGUAGUAGUAGUAGUAGUAGUAGUAGUAGUAGUAGUAGUAGUAGUAGUAGUAGUAGUAGUAGUAGUAGUAGUAGUAGUAGUAGUAGUAGUAGUAGUAGUAGUAGUAGUAGUAGUAGUAGUAGUAGUAGUAGUAGUAGUAGUAGUAGUAGUAGUAGUAGUAGUAGUAGUAGUAGUAGUAGUAGUAGUAGUAGUAGUAGUAGUAGUAGUAGUAGUAGUAGUAGUAGUAGUAGUAGUAGUAGUAGUAGUAGUAGUAGUAGUAGUAGUAGUAGUAGUAGUAGUAGUAGUAGUAGUAGUAGUAGUAGUAGUAGUAGUAGUAGUAGUAGUAGUAGUAGUAGUAGUAGUAGUAGUAGUAGUAGUAGUAGUAGUAGUAGUAGUAGUAGUAGUAGUAGUAGUAGUAGUAGUAGUAGUAGUAGUAGUAGUAGUAGUAGUAGUAGUAGUAGUAGUAGUAGUAGUAGUAGUAGUAGUAGUAGUAGUAGUAGUAGUAGUAGUAGUAGUAGUAGUAGUAGUAGUAGUAGUAGUAGUAGUAGUAGUAGUAGUAGUAGUAGUAGUAGUAGUAGUAGUAGUAGUAGUAGUAGUAGUAGUAGUAGUAGUAGUAGUAGUAGUAGUAGUAGUAGUAGUAGUAGUAGUAGUAGUAGUAGUAGUAGUAGUAGUAGUAGUAGUAGUAGUAGUAGUAGUAGUAGUAGUAGUAGUAGUAGUAGUAGUAGUAGUAGUAGUAGUAGUAGUAGUAGUAGUAGUAGUAGUAGUAGUAGUAGUAGUAGUAGUAGUAGUAGUAGUAGUAGUAGUAGUAGUAGUAGUAGUAGUAGUAGUAGUAGUAGUAGUAGUAGUAGUAGUAGUAGUAGUAGUAGUAGUAGUAGUAGUAGUAGUAGUAGUAGUAGUAGUAGUAGUAGUAGUAGUAGUAGUAGUAGUAGUAGUAGUAGUAGUAGUAGUAGUAGUAGUAGUAGUAGUAGUAGUAGUAGUAGUAGU
Messenger RNA from Sycon ciliatum, 1077 nucleotides. RefSeq lists its product as uncharacterized. The transcript has a single exon. The annotation marks the transcript as partial. NCBI's taxonomy places the organism in Eukaryota, Metazoa, Porifera, Calcarea, Leucosolenida, Sycettidae. The record is from RefSeq and is a predicted model, not a curated record.